AACUUUAUUGCCUUUAUAGUUUGUUUCCGGCGGACCAUUAAACAGUUGCCACUGACCUGAGAGCUGUGACAGACAGCUGAGCUCUCUGAUAUCGUUCAUGUUGUGCGUUCAUGUCAAAUAUACCACAACGUAAUACACCAUUACUCUCCAUACUCCUACCAAUGUAUAUGGCUAUCAUUGCUUGGCUGCUUAAUUAUAAUAAAUAGAAGUUUGAGGAAUUACUUCUCCAUUGACUGAUUCUCUAACAGGAAUCUUUAUCCUUAUUUAUCCACUAUGAGAACAGCGAAUUAAACUAGAUGUGGGAAGGCUUCCACACAUAAGAUGGUCCUUCGAGCCGGAUGUAGCAAAAGUAAAUAAUAUGGAUACUGCAGCUAGCAAUGUAAUAGAUACAAUGGAUCGGCCUAAAAGACAGAAUCAAUUGCCUGCUUACCUGGGUGACUAUGAAGUUGGUUACUCACCUAUUGUGGACCCUCCUCUAAUCGCUACCUCCCAUGCUCACAGCCAGCAUAAAAGCUCAUCGAGGAAACCGUCCCAUAGUAGAGCCAGCUCUCAUUCUAAAUCCAGUAGCCAAUCCAGUAUUGUUGAUACUCAUGCUACAUCUGCACUUACAAGCAGCCAAGCAGCCAUACUAGGUGAGAGAAUAAAGCAGCGCCAGUACAAUGACCUUGUUCAACAAAUGGAGGAGGACAGGUUGGCAGAGGUGGAGUUUCAGCGACUACAAACUCAAACUAAAGAUGCCCAACGUGCUCAGGAAGAGGCUCUCAUGGCAAAGGAGGCUUUAACUAACCAGCUGGAAAGACGGCGGAAAUUAAAGAAGGCGGAAACCGAACUGGAGGUGGCCAAGAUGGUGAGUUCUCUGCUUAGCAUUGAUACGAGUCAAGUUGAUCCAGAAACUCAACCAUCACCAGACUCAACCCAGCCGCAACCUCAGUUUCUACACACCAGGUCAGUCCAACCAGCUAAGUUACAACAGUCACCCUUUCCAGUAUCCUCAACAACAUCAGUAAAGCAGACUGUUCCAGAGGCACAGAGUGCAUUCAGGGCCACGCCUAUAAUUCAGUCAACGCCCAAAGCUCCUCAGUCAUUACAUGAUUCCAUGCCCUCACAAGCCUCAGCUUCAUCCAUGUCAUUGCCCUUGUAUGUCGUCAGUCAGGAUUUAAAGGGGUCUCAUGUUGCUUAUUCUAGUCAGAGCAUACCAACGGUUAAUCAGCCCCCUUUAGUCCCUAAGCCAUUACAACACUUCACACCCCUGAAAUCAGCAGUAACCCAGUUUAUCACACCACAUACAGACAGUGUUCUGACCUCACAAGCUAUACAUCCUGUAGCAACCGUUACAUCUGCCUUAAAUGCAAAUAGCUUAACACAAUAUGGAGCAGCUCAACCUGUCAGUCAGGCCCAGCCUUCUACAGCUACUAGGAAAAUAGGGACCAACCUAUUCAGCCCUACAUUCAACCCUCUGCCUUAUCCACCUCUGUCUGUUCCCAGCACAGGAUACAUGCCUCAACCCGGAACAGAUCUUUUAAUGGCAGCAGCCUAUGGCAUCCCUCGUCCUACGUUACCCAUCUUCGAAAGUGGCACUGAAAGUGACUUUGCUCUGUUGAAAUUGGCCUUGGACAAUCUCUUAAGCUACCAUACUCACAUUAGUGAGCAGUACAAAUAUCAAGUGUUGUUGAGCCAUCUAAAAUUCCCUAGUGCCCAGCAGCUGGCUAAGGCAUAUAUGCACCAUCCACAACCAUAUACUGCUGCUUUACAAGCCUUACAGGAAAAAUACGGCCAGCCUAGGCAGCUCGUACAGUCUGAGUUAGGAGCUAUAAUGAGCACUCCCCCCCUCAAAAUGGGCGAUUCCAAUGCCUUUGACUCAUUUGCCUUAUCCGUCCAAUCUCUAGUGGGCAUGUUAAGAACUUUGGAAGGACAAAAUGGGUAUGAGCUUAUGUGUGGUUCGCACGUAGAUCGUCUUCUGGGAAAAAUGCCACCAGCUUAUCGAGACAGCUUUGUGGAAUACUGCCUAAGCCAUGGCAUUCUCCAAACUGGUUCUGAUCGAACCUAUACUCUUCCUGACCUGGCAGUUUGGUUACAGACAAAGUCACAAGCAAAACGUAUCUCAAGCCGAGCAGCUGCUAUGUUCCAGCCUGAUAUUACAAAAUCAUAUGGGAAGAGUAAGGGAACCACACCUUAUAGAGAGCGAUCGACACCUAUACUUUUGACCUCUGAAAAGGCUGCCAAACCCAUUGACCAUACACAGGCUAAAGUUGCCUCCAAACCAAAGCCCUACUGUCCUCAUUGCGACAACAGAGAACAUUAUCUCAACUCCUGUGAUAAAUUCAAAAGGUUGAACACUACCCAGAUUGUCACAUGGAUCACAGAAGGUAAACGUUGUUGGAAAUGUGGUAGAAAUCAUUCAGUGGACUCCUGUAACCUCAAACGGCCAUGUAAAGUCUGCAAAGAACUGCAUCUUACUGUAUUACAUGACUCUGUAAAGGACACUUCAAAGCUGUGCUGCUGGUGA
This is a messenger RNA of Paramisgurnus dabryanus, 2506 nucleotides long. RefSeq lists its product as uncharacterized. Lineage: Eukaryota; Metazoa; Chordata; Actinopteri; Cypriniformes; Cobitidae. The record is from RefSeq and is a predicted model, not a curated record.